CUUGACUCAGGAGAAGUGGUGUGUUGGCAUUCUGGAGAAAUUUGGAUCAAAGUACAAUAAAACUGUGACUUCUGUCGUCCCGCGUGUCCUCAGGUUCACAGACAGCAGCCAGACGACCUGUGAUGCAGACGCACCUCUGCUGAGCGACAUAUUCUCCCGAGAAACACGAGCACUGCUGAGGAAGGAGAAUGGGGAGGAAGGAUGCCAGUGCGACCAACUUACCAGUUGAUCAGUACCGAAAACAGAUUGGUAAGCAGGACUACAAAAAGACAAAGACAGCCUUGAAGCUCACACGACUGAAAGCUGAAGCAAAGAAGAAUUCCUCUGGAUUCAGGGAUGCAUUCCUGGUCAUCGCAGCAAUCCUGUUCUUCGUCCUGUGUGUCUACGCCUUCUUCUACCUCAACCUGAGUACAGAGAUUAACCUGGAUGUGGAUGUGGAUUGAUAAGCGGUGGACAGUCGGCUGACAACGUCACACGAGGAUGGGACACAGUCUGUCAGCAUUUUUUUAACACACUUGUGGUGGCACGGUGACAAUGAACUGCCUCUUUUGGAGAAAUGAACCCAAAAACUGAAGUUUCAGGUUGUGUUUUUUGCAUCAUUUUGUAUCUAGAUGUUAAAUUUCUUCUUUGCCUUUUAUGCACGGGAGCACGCAAUUCACGUGUAAUCAUUGUUUUAUCAACACUAUGGUUUUACAUCCACAAAUGUAAAUAUCUUCUCUUCUGAGUCUAGAUCUGAAAGCUUUGAUUCCCUUUCCCUGAAAAGAAUCAGUGACCUCUUGCUUGUGUAACACUCUGCUGCAAAAUCUACACAGCAAAGAAAAUGAGCCUCCUCUUCUUUUUUUUUUUUUUUUUAACACAAGUCUUCCAAACCACAGUCGAGACCAAGCAUCUGUUAAUCAUAUUCUGCGGAGUCACGUCCCACUGUUUUCUCCACUAAUAGAAAAAUGUAAAUCUCCUGCCGAACCUCUCGUCACAUCGAGACAAACACUUGCCUCACAUUCCAGUGCACAAACCUCUCCUCCCGGAUAUCUGGAGAUCACAAAGUGUGAGAUUAGAAUCCACAAAGCCCUCGCCCUGAUUGAAUGUGUGUGCGGAAUACAGAACAACACAUUCUACCUGCCGCACAUACACAUGCUGCACUGAGACAGACAUCCUCGGGAUUAGCAUUACAAAUAUGAUCCUGUUCUUUCAUUUGAAUGGAAAUUACAGAGAUGAAUGAUGACUGAAUAGAGGAGAUCCUAUAUGUUUCUCAUAAGGAACACCUUGAUCAUUUUCCAUCUUGUCAAAUGCAUGUAUUGUUGUCCCCUUAAGGAUAUGAUGUGUCUAUGUGAAUAUGAAUAUCUGUCAAAGCCUCUUUAUCCCGAGUCUUUGUGUACCAGCACUGCGAGGUGCAAGGACUGGCCUUCCAUUAACCAUUUCAGUCCAAGUGCUUCCACUGUUUGAGAAAUUCCUUGUUAGCAAUGAUGCACAGAGUCAGGAGGUUUUAUUUAGUCCAUUUGCUUUUUUUAAUUACACAUUUAUUUCAUGUUUCCUUUCCAUUUUUCUCAGUACACAUCAACACGAACUAUCAGUAGCAAUAUUGCUCUCUAAAAGGCAAUUAAUGCAUUAUUAUGGACACGACUCUUUUAUAGUAGAGUGAUGCAUAAAAGGUCAAUACCAAAUAGUCACGAGACCCUGUGACUUCUCUCAUGCCUGACAUGUUUCCUUUUUUCACUGAGCCUCUUUUAAAAACAAGUCUUGUGUCUGUGCCUGAUUGUGUUCCAUGGCCGAGAUGAAAUCUGAGACUGAUUUCAGAGCUUUCAGUUUUUCCCCUCUUUUCUCCCAUGACCUCCCGACCUCUAGUAAAAGACGACAUGUCCAAGAAACCAUUAUGAUAAGCGCAUGCACCCGUACCCUCACCCGCCUCUGUGAGUCACUCACAUGUGUAACAAUAGAUAGCUCGACCUGACAGACCUUCAUACGUGACACCUGUUAUCUAAAAGGUCACCAAUACCAACCACAAGAGCUUUGACAUCAGCACAAUGGAAAGGAUCUGGCAGCACAACCUAUUUAUUCACACACACAUUUGACAAGAUGAGGUCUGGGCGAUUUUUCACAAUAGUCUUAUUGUUUGUAUGGUAUGUUAACAUUUUACAGUUUACUUCAUCAUUAUGAUUCGGUUGGGGGAUGCUGUGUGAUACAUUAUGAACUAUCUUACUCUGAUAUAUAUUUUGUUAAAUUACCUAUAAAAUCAACAGUGUGUAUUUCUUUUUAAGAAAAUAUAAAUAAUGUACUAUAAUGUACCUUUUCAGAUUUCAAUUCAUUUAUUUGUAUGAAUUUUAAUUAUGUCUUAAAGGGGACUUUUUAUGCUUUUCCUUAUUUUCUGUCAUAUAAUUUCUUUACACAGUUCAGUAUCACUUCCUGUAGCCUCAUAACCAUAGAAUCUGCUAACAAACCUCAUUAGCUAGCUAGGCAACUAGGUAGCAAAGAAACUGCUACAAUGUGUAUACAUUUUAGGUCAACUUGGAUGUCUGAGGUGAGCUAAGCUAACUACGGGGGAUUGGAUUAAGGAGUGCAUAUUUCUGGGGAAAAAAAUCUGCUGCAGUUUUCAGAGUCAUCCUAUUGAUGCUUGACAGUUUUUCAGUGGUCGUACAAUAAAUGGCAACAUACAAAUCAAUAUAAAUAAAUAGCCAUAUAAUGAAAUCCAUUUUGUUUUGUUUUUUAAAAAGAAAAGAGGCUACUGCUGCAUAGCAACUGCCUUGCACUGUGUAGGUAGCAAUGAAGUUCUAUUUCUUUGUAAGAAUACCUCAUGAAUGCCUUAUGAAUAUGUUAAUAAAAAUGGUUUGAAUUGGAA
Epinephelus lanceolatus (giant grouper) is the source of this 2833-nucleotide messenger RNA. It is a transcript of the gene triqk, whose product is annotated as triple QxxK/R motif containing. Lineage: Eukaryota; Metazoa; Chordata; Actinopteri; Perciformes; Serranidae. The record is from RefSeq and is a predicted model, not a curated record. Gene Ontology annotation, cellular component: endoplasmic reticulum membrane.